Messenger RNA from Cynocephalus volans (Philippine flying lemur), 1358 nucleotides. It is a transcript of the gene CADM3, whose product is annotated as cell adhesion molecule 3. NCBI's taxonomy places the organism in Eukaryota, Metazoa, Chordata, Mammalia, Dermoptera, Cynocephalidae. The record is from RefSeq and is a predicted model, not a curated record. The transcript is spliced from 10 exons. Bases 1 to 1293 code for a protein of 430 amino acids. Gene Ontology annotation, cellular component: presynaptic membrane.
AUGGGGGCCCCCGCCGCUCUGCCCCUGCUCCUGCUUUUCGCCUGCUGCUGGGCGCCCGCCGGGGCCAACCUCUCCCAGGACGGCUACUGGCAGGAGCAGGACUUGGAGCUGGGAACUCUGGCUCCACUCGACGAGGCCAUCAGCUCCACAGUCUGGAGUAGCCCUGAAAUGCUGGCCAGUCAAGACAGUCAGCCCUGGACAUCUGACGAAACAGUGGUGGCUGGUGGCACCGUGGUUCUCAAGUGCCAAGUGAAAGAUCAUGAGGACUCAUCCCUACAGUGGUCUAACCCUGCCCAGCAGACUCUCUACUUUGGGGAGAAGAGAGCCCUUCGAGAUAAUCGGAUUCAGCUGGUUAGCUCGACUCCCCAUGAGCUCAGCAUCAGCAUCAGCAACGUGGCCCUGGCAGACGAGGGCGAGUACACCUGCUCCAUCUUCACCAUGCCUGUGAGAACCGCCAAGUCCCUCGUCACUGUGCUCGGAAUCCCACAGAAGCCUAUAAUCACUGGUUACAAAUCGUCAUUACGGGAAAAGGAGACAACCACCCUAAACUGUCAGUCUUCUGGGAGCAAACCUGCAGCCCAGCUCACCUGGAGGAAGGGUGACCAAGAACUCCAUGGAGAACCUACCCGAAUACAGGAAGAUCCCAAUGGUAAAACCUUCACUGUGAGCAGCUCAGUGACAUUCCAGGUCACCCGGGAGGAUGAUGGAGCAAACAUCGUGUGCUCUGUGAACCAUGAAUCUCUAAAGGGAGCUGACAGAUCCACCUCUCAACGCAUUGAAGUUUUAUACACACCAACCGUGAUGAUUAGGCCAGACCCUCCACAUCCCCGAGAGGGCCAGAAGCUGUUGCUACACUGUGAGGGCCAUGGCAAUCCAGUCCCCCAGCAGUACCUAUGGGAGAAGGAGGGCAGUGUGCCACCCCUGAAGAUGACCCAGGAGAGCGCCUUGAUCUUCCCCUUCCUCAACAAGAGUGACAGUGGCACCUACGGCUGCACAGCCACCAGCAACAUGGGCAGCCAAAAGGCCUACUACACUCUCAAUGUUAACGACCCCAGUCCGGUGCCCUCAUCCUCCAGCACCUAUCACGCCAUCAUUGGUGGGAUUGUGGCUUUCAUCGUCUUCCUGCUGCUCAUCCUGCUCAUCUUCCUUGGCCACUACUUGAUCCGGCACAAAGGAACCUACCUGACACACGAGGCUAAAGGCUCGGAUGACGCCCCAGACGCUGACACGGCCAUCAUCAAUGCAGAAGGCGGGCAGUCAGGCGGGGAGGACAAGAAGGAAUAUUUCAUCUAGGGGCGCCCGCCCACCUCCUGCUCAUCCCACAGGCCCCAUGGGGACUGCUGGGGCCGUCACCAACC